This is a messenger RNA of Mollisia scopiformis, 619 nucleotides long. RefSeq lists its product as uncharacterized. The record is from RefSeq and is a predicted model, not a curated record. Bases 124 to 504 code for a protein of 126 amino acids. Lineage: Eukaryota; Fungi; Ascomycota; Leotiomycetes; Helotiales; Mollisiaceae. The transcript has 2 exons.
CCACCGAGCACAACCAGCGCGGCCCAACUUCAAUAUUAGGGACCAUUAUUGCAUCGAUUGGUACUCGAUCCCGCGAUAUUGACGCUGCGAUAAAGAGACCAGGCGCCAUCUUGUGUUUUUCGUAUGUUUAGACGACAUGAAGCCGGGCCCCGCCAUCCUUUUCAUGUGUUCGUUGUUAUGGAGCUGAUGCAUGAACGGGGAUGCCGGGAGAGGAGUGCAACGGCUUGCAUUUUCGAAGUCACCGCGCAUUGUUUGGGGGUUCUUAUCGGAUGGGUGCAGCUUGUUGGAAUUCCAGCACGAGCGCCUGAAGUGGUUUCACAGGAAUGCUGGCAAGGCUUAAGAGGCUUCCAUCACACCGCAUUGAUUGCUGAGUACAACAUCAUUCGAGAAGAAUUUCUUGGCAACAACAGCACACACUUUUGGGCGCACACAUGCUUCGAUGAAGAGGUCUCCAACAAGCGGAUCUCAUCACGGCAGGUUCACUUACCUGACGUUCUAGUUUGACAAGUUCCCAGAUGUGACCGACAUUUCAGACAUCUGUAAGAGCUGGGAUUGGUCCACAAUACGUUCCGAAGAUCUUGGACAGCGCCGCACGCAAGCGGUCAAGGAGAGAUAAGAC